Staurois parvus is the source of this 436-nucleotide messenger RNA. The record is from the annotation of a GenBank genome assembly. NCBI's taxonomy places the organism in Eukaryota, Metazoa, Chordata, Amphibia, Anura, Ranidae.
UCCCAUCAUGGGGGUGGACACUCAGUACAGCUGAUGCAUUUCGAAGGUCAUGCCUUCUUCCUCAGAAAGCAUGACUCCGAAACGCGUCAGCUGUACUGAGUGUCCACCCCCAUGAUGGGAUUCGCGCUGGCCUCUUGCCUUUGAAGUCCCUGGGAGGACUUACAUGCCUGUUUUUAUUCGCUGUUUGUGAGUACCAUUCUUUUACUAAAUAAAUUUGGUUACUGAGGUAAUGCGCAAGGUUGGUGCGCUUCUUCUUGUUUUACUUCACAGUUCUGUUCGGGCUUCCCCAGCCUUGGUUUGGAGCUGCACGACCUUGUAUGCCCCGGUGGUUGUUUUGUUGGGAUUUGAUAUACUCACCACCGGCCUGGGUCCCGGAGCGCAGGAGAAAUUGCAUUUAAUCUACAGUGGGUGUCAAUGCAAUGCUAACGACAGCCCA